UGCGAAUAUUUAUUUAAUUUUUUUUCACUACUUUCACGCGAAAUUUACCACGUUACACAUGAUAUUUCGCAGAGAAGUAUCACCGCGCUACUUAGAUUUGCAGUAAUACCAUGGAAAAUCGUAUUCCUGAUGUGAUAAUAUGUGUAAUUAUAAUUGCAACUCUGGGAUGUAUUCACAUCCUCUCGAAUUUCAUGAGACUCUACUUUGGUGGGGAGUACUCGGAUCUCACGCUGAGUCAGCUGGUUGACACGCAUGCAAAAGAGUACGGCUGGAUACUUAAGCUGGGGCUCAACUGCUUCGGCUACUCGUGCAUCUUCCUGCCCGGAUUCCUCAUCUACAAGUACACGAAGCGCGUGCGGUAUCUGGAGAAGAGCGGCGAGGGUCGCCUCAUCCCGUCCGCCGUGCGCUUCUGCUUCAGCGGCGCCGAGGUGGAGAAGUCCGAUGCGGCGCAGCAGAAGAAGGCCUCCGGACAGGGCUUCCUGCGGGAAUGCCUGCGGCUGACGUACUGCUUCCUGGGCCUGAUGACGUGCCACCUCACGUGGGGCGUGCUGCAAGAGAAGAUCAUGACGCAGGAGUACGAGGACGCGGACGGGAAGCGGAGCCACUUCAGGGACUCGCAAUUCCUCGUCUUCACCAACAGAUUCCUCGCCUUCGUCAUCUCCGGCGCGUAUCUGUUCGUCACGCAGCGGACGCGCCACCGCGCGCCGCUGUACAAGUACUCCUUCGCCUCGCUGUCCAACAUCAUGAGCGCGUGGUUCCAGUACGAGGCGCUCAAGUUCAUCAACUUCCCCACGCAGGUGCUGGCCAAGUCGUGCAAGAUCAUCCCCGUGAUGGUGAUGGGCAAGAUCAUCUCCAAGGCCAAGUACGAGUUCUACGAGUACCUCACGGCCGGCCUGAUCUCGGUGGGGAUGGUGUUCUUCAUGACGGGCAGCGCCGAGGACUCCAGCGCGUCGCCCGUCACCACGCUCACGGGCGUCUUCCUGCUCACGCUGUACAUGAUCUUCGACAGCUUUACGUCCAACUGGCAGGGCGACCUGUUCAAGACCUACGACAUGACGUCCAUCCAGAUGAUGUGCGGCAUCAACCUGUUCAGCACGCUCUUCACCAGCGCCUCGCUGAGCCUCCAGGGCGGCUUCAUGGAGUCGCUGGCCUUCGCCGCGCAGCACCCCAAGUUCGUCGUGGACUGCGUGGUGCUGAGCAUCAGCUCGGCGCUCGGGCAGCUCUUCAUCUUCUACACCAUCGCAUGCUUCGGGCCCGUAGUCUUCACCAUCAUCAUGACCGUGCGUCAGGCCAUCGCCAUCCUGCUCUCUUGUCUCAUCUACAAGCACCACAUCUCGUCGCUGGGCGUGCUGGGCAUCUUCGUGGUCUUCCUCGCCAUCUCGCUGCGCGUGUACUGCAACCAGCGCAUCAAGGCGAUCCGCCGCCGCGCCGCCGAGAUGGCCGCGGCGUACGCCAAGCCGCGCCUCAACGCGUAAGCGCAGC
Molecule: messenger RNA, 1482 nt
Organism: Phlebotomus argentipes
Lineage: Eukaryota; Metazoa; Arthropoda; Insecta; Diptera; Psychodidae
Gene: sll
Product: adenosine 3'-phospho 5'-phosphosulfate transporter 1
Exons: 2
Coding region: 111-1475 (454 amino acids)
Biological process (GO): transmembrane transport
Cellular component (GO): Golgi membrane; endoplasmic reticulum membrane
Molecular function (GO): 3'-phosphoadenosine 5'-phosphosulfate transmembrane transporter activity
Source: RefSeq, a predicted model, not a curated record